Molecule: messenger RNA, 615 nt
Organism: Pisolithus orientalis
Lineage: Eukaryota; Fungi; Basidiomycota; Agaricomycetes; Boletales; Pisolithaceae
Exons: 3
Biological process (GO): protein phosphorylation
Molecular function (GO): protein serine/threonine kinase activity; ATP binding
Source: RefSeq, a predicted model, not a curated record
UCCUUGGGCGAUGAACUGCCAAAGCUACAUUGUGAAGUGAACACUCUAUAUUGGGCCAAGGCACUUCUUACGAUGACAUACAACUUCAUAGACAAUGUGAUUGCAUCUGCCACCUCUCCCCCACCAUUUGAUAUUCCACACCUUCGCUUUGUGGAAGCUGGUUUGGCCCUAGCACAUUCCCAAAUCUCCAAAGGUCCUGUGAAGCCCAAGUUCAGUGGCAUGUUAUGUGGCGUUUACCUCCUUGAAGAGAAAAUUGAGGGUGGUAACAGAGCAUUCACUAAGUACAUUCAUAACAUGGACUACGAGCCGAUGAUGUCCGCAGGAAUGAAUGGAUAUGACAUUGCGGAGUUUCUUGUGUUUACUCAACACAUCCAGUAUUGCAAGACUGGAGGUCUUGUCAUCAUAUUGGACUACCAUGGCAAUCGCAUGUUGCUCACAGACCCUCAGAUUUUGACAGACCCUGGAGCAGAUGUUUUUAGCGAAGGAAAUCUUGAGUCCACUGUUGCUUUGUUUGAGAAGCACCACAAGUGUAAUCGGUUCUGCAAGUGGCCUGGGUUUGGCUUAAAGCAGUUUGGGUCCCCGGUGACGAGUGGCCAUGAAUCAUCCGCUUUGUAA